AUGGCAUACACUUCAUACUUUGAAGCACUGGAAGAAUGUCAGCUAAGUUCCUUGGAGUAUCGCAGACUCUAUAAGGAUUUGGCCUACACGUAUAAAAUUAUUGUUUCCAAAGAAAUUAUCAUGGAGGUUCCAAUUUUUGAAAUAUUUAAUCAUGCUGGAUCAUUGCGACGUCACAAAUACUAUCUCAAAUCACUCAUCAAGAACUCAACAAAAAUAUCUUCUCAAUUUCUCUCUAAUAGAGUAAUCAGAUGUUGGAACUCUUUACCCGCCAAAGUGUUUCCGGUGAAGCCCUCGUCAGCGGCUUUCAAAAAUCGACUAUUGACCAGACGGAAGACGGAAGCCAGAAGACGGAACGAAAAAACCACGGAAGACGGAAAACGGAAGACGGAAGACGGAAUUCCGCUCAACACUGGUAGAGAGAGAGAGAAAAAUAUUUCAGAUUUUCAAAUUUCGAUUUUUUUUCUAAAGUUAUUUCUUAAAAAUUUUCAGUAUGUUGGGUAUCUGGCACCAACAUCUGAAAAUAGCAUUUCACCUAAAUAUUUACCAGAUUUUUUACCAAAUCCUAGGGGAUUUUUUUCGUCGAACAACCUAACAACCCGAAAAUCUCUCUCUCUUUCUCUCUCUCUCUCUCUCUCUCUCUCUCUCUCUCUCUCUCUCUCUCCCCAAAACACAGAAAAAGUCGUAAAGCACGUGGUUGUUAGUUUCUUUCCUAAUCACUGA
This is a messenger RNA of Caenorhabditis briggsae, 720 nucleotides long. The record is from RefSeq and is a predicted model, not a curated record. The transcript is spliced from 3 exons. Lineage: Eukaryota; Metazoa; Nematoda; Chromadorea; Rhabditida; Rhabditidae. The coding region runs from base 1 to 720 and encodes 239 amino acids.